Messenger RNA from Physeter macrocephalus (sperm whale), 3380 nucleotides. Its product is annotated as transmembrane protein-like. Gene Ontology annotation, cellular component: plasma membrane. The coding region runs from base 1 to 876 and encodes 291 amino acids. NCBI's taxonomy places the organism in Eukaryota, Metazoa, Chordata, Mammalia, Artiodactyla, Physeteridae. Gene Ontology annotation, biological process: phospholipase C-activating G protein-coupled receptor signaling pathway; positive regulation of Rho protein signal transduction. The record is from RefSeq and is a predicted model, not a curated record. The transcript has 2 exons. Gene Ontology annotation, molecular function: G protein-coupled receptor activity.
AUGGUGACCUCUCUUCCUCUCGCUAGUCCAAGGUCCGAGACGAACAGCAGCACUGGGGACCUGGGUGUUGGUGCUGGCGGCCGCAGCCCCUGGGACGACCCUGCUGGCUUCAUCGUGGUGCCCGCAGCCUACGCCUUGGCUCCGGGCCUGGGGCUGCCGGCCAACGUGGCGACCCUGGCAGUGUUUGUCCACCGCGGCAGACGUCUGGGCCAGGCCCUGCAUUUCCACCUGCUCGACCUGGCCCUGGCCGACGUGCUCUUCACGCUCACGCUGCUGCUGUGGCUCACCUACUACCUGGGCCCGACCCACUGGCCCUUCCCGGAGGCUGCCUGCCGCGCGGCCGGGGCCACCUACUGCGUGUCCACCUUCGCGGCGCUCACCAGCGUGUGCCGCUGCGGCUCGGUGCGCCCGCCUGGUCCUGCGCCUCUGGGGCUCUGCCCGCUCCACGUGCGCCGCCGCCCAGCUGGCCGGCCUGGCCUGCGCCGCACCCUCGCUGGCCGCCCCGCACGUGCCGCGCCCCCGGCCGGGCGGCGCCGCUCGCUGCCUGGAGCGCGCUGGGCUAGCGCGGGCCCGGCCUACGCCACCGUGGCCUUCUUCCCCGCCACCUUCCUGCUGGUGCUCGCGGCCUGUGUGAGCUUGGCGUGGGCGCUCGGGGCGGCCUCGGUCCCGGGCCCGGCCCUGGCCCCAGCUGGUCCAAACUGGCCAGGACCAUGGUGCUCGCGCACCUGUUGGUCUUUGCCCUCUGCCUGGCGCCCUACCGCCUGCUGCUGGCGCCCUGGGUGGCCGGGCGGGAGGGCACCGUGGGCCGCGACGACGGAGGGUGCCGGGCCACCUCCACGCUUGAGAUCCUGCACACCCUCGGCCUGGUGCUGCUGAGUCUCAACAGCUGCCUGGACCCGCUCAUCUGCUGCUUCUCUGUGCUCAGCUUCUGCCAGGACUGCUGGGCGCUGAGCUGCCUCCCGGGCGUGGGGAGGUCCGGGGCGCGCUCGGCCUCCGCGGCCUCCUCCUAGCGAGCCCCCUGGCCUGCUGCCUGCUUCACCCCUGCCACACCCCUGCCACCCUCCCAGGGGCGUCCUGGGUGGUGAAGGCUCUUUGCAAGGACCAGACUCCAGUCCUGACGCAGCCACAUACUAGCUGCCUGUAGUUGUAGACCUGCGGGCUCUGUCAAAAGGGGAAAGAACAUUCUUUGUAACCCGAAUGUUUCCUAGACUUUGCCAGUGUUUGGAUACAGAUAAUAUGCCAUUGCUUUCAACAUCUCUAGGCAUAGACCCCAAAGUCCUAAAAAGGGCCUACAAGAGCUGACUGGCUCCUGCUUCUCAGCAUCCUCUCAUCCUCGCCUUCCCUCUUCUCCUCUACCACAUCUGCCCGUCUUCGUGGCUUGAGUCACCUUAUCAGUCCCUGGAACAGACCAGUUUCCUCCUCUUCAAAGCCUUUGCAGCUGACUGCCAGGAAUGAUGUCCCUCUGUCUCCUUUGCUAAGACUGGAUAUUGUCACCUGCCGCCUCCUUGAAUCUGGACUCUUGUCUGCAUUUUAACUGUGAGCAUGGUUAAUUUGUUUCUUUUUCCUAGAAGACUUCUCAGUCUUCUCCAUAUCUGAAACCUGCCGAGGGGGCAGAAGUGGGAAGGGAAAGGGUAUCACCUGAGACCUCAUACCAGCCAAACCUUAGCCUGUCUUGCUAGAGGAAUUAAACGAAAGCCCAAAUACACAUUGAUAGGUCUGCAGUAAUUGUCAUCUCUCCUUCCUUGGGAAUUAGGUUGGCUUGUUCCAUGCAACACUGACCAUCAUCUCAGGCCAAGGCCAGGAGGCAGCCUGGGCCCACGUCAUGAAUUCACUUGCUCUGGUGGAAUGAAUUGCUUGGCCCCAGGGACUGUGCAAAGCUGGGUCUCUGAGAAAUGAUCUCGUGUCCACACUAGAGCCAGCUGAAUCUCCUGAGGCCAAAUUUGAUUCUGUUCAAAUAAAAAAAUGAUUCCCUGUGGCAUCAUCCAUCCCCGUGGUCUUGUACUAUCUUGCUUUUGAUGUGACUUUUCCCUUAGUAGUUUCCUUUGGGAAAUGUCUAACUUGGUCUUCUGUGUCUGACCUGAGGAAAAAGAACUUGAGAGUCGAUUGCCUCUGGUAGCUCAGACACAGUGGAAGGAAGGCCUUUGUUUGGAGUUAGUGCAUAUGGGAGUCACCCUCCCCUCUCCCUGGUGAUUCAGGAGAGUAGGAACCUGGGGUGAGGACCCAGAGGCAAAGAGCCUGAGGGAUGAGAGAGAACAGACGGCUUUGUACUGUCAAUCCUUUUGGAUUCUUUUUGCCUUAUUCUAAACUUUCAAGAAUUUGACCCAAGACCGUCCCUCAGUCCAGGAUGGAGAAGAGGGAGCCCAGGUUGGUCCUUGAUUAGAUGCUGGACACCCUCUUUCUCCAGGAUCCAGGAAAAACUCAUCUGCCAACUGUUCCCAGCAACUGGAGGAGUCUAGGGUAUGUUUUCAGUAUGCCCUAGACCCCGCUGCCUCUUGUAGGGCCAGGAACGCCCAAUUCCCGCCCCUACCCACCCAGGCCACACCCUGUAGCUGUGGGGUCCAAACGUGGUGCAGAGAAGAUGCUUCUGACACAGAAGGAAGAACGCUUCCCUUCCUACUGGACCCCGCUCUCUCCUUCAGCUCAAUUACUGUCCAGGUCUCUGAACCCAGCCCAACCCCGUUCCUGCCUUUGGCUAGGGCUGGUCCAGGUCCUCGGCUCUGCACACGCCUGCCUAGGGUCCCUCAGCCAGCCAUGCUUCCUCAGUGACCCUGCUUGCUCUUCCUGAGCCCUCCCCUCCAGACCAGGCCCCGCCUGUUCCCUCAGCCCCUGCAGGAAGCCUGUCAGACCUCAGCUUGAUCUCUCUAUUGUAUUCAGGCCCUGGCCCCAGGCGCUCUCUCUGCAGCUGAUACUUUGCCUUGACAUCUAUUUCCGUCUCCUCUAGCCUUAGAAGGAGGAUAGCGUUUUCCCUCUGGGUUUUGCAGAUACCUUCACUGGCCCUGAAACCAGCUCCGUGGACUACAUUCCAGCUUCAGGUACUGGGACCUCCUCCCCAGACCAAUCACUCCAGGGCUCUCCCAGGCCUGCUCUUUCCCUCUGCUGAUAUAGCACAUGCCCACCAUCUGGCCCUAAUGCUAUCGUUAAAUCAUACUUCUUUGCCCCUAAUUCUCCGUGAGCACCAGUCUAGCUCUGAAAUGUACUUGUGGUUGGGGUGCUGGGCUCACGCUGGCCCCUAGCAUUGGUGGGGUUCUGGGCGAGCGUGCAGAAGGACGCCCAGAUACUAUAUGUCUAAAUAUUUACAAGUUAUAAAUUAAGCAAACACAUUGUUAAAUGAAAUGCAUUCCAUCCAUCUUCCUUGAAAAAUAUACCUUCCUAAUGACAGA